CGCCCUACUACACUGGUUGAUUUCUGACCUACGAACCAAAAAACACCAGCCGAGAGCGGAACCUUGAUGGUUUAACUAAGAUCAUCGCCAUCACAACCCAUAAAUCGAGCAAACAUGGCUGUACCAUCUAAAUAUGCUAGCAACGUUAAGAAAGCCCUUGGUAGCUUAAGACGUAGCAACAAUGAAGGUCUAAGAUGGAGAAUGCUUGAUGAUGCUAAGGGCCAGAAACCUGUUGCUAGCCUAAAAAGAAUUGACUUGGAAGGUCUAAGAUGGAGAGUGUUUGAUGCUAAGGGUCAGGUCCUGGGUAGGUUAGCAUCUCAAAUUGCUACUGUGGUUCAAGGAAAGGAUAAACCGACAUACACACCUAAUCGUGAGGAAGGGGAUAUGUGCAUUGUGGUUAAUGCUAAAGAUAUCUGCGUCACAGGAAGGAAACUUACUGACAAGACUUAUUAUUGGCAUACCGGGUAUGUGGGUCAUCUCAAGGAAAGAUCUUUAAAGGAUCAGAUGGAAAAGGAUCCCACUGAAGUCAUUCGUAAAGCUGUUUUGCGCAUGCUUCCAAGGAACAAACUACGCAAUGACAGAGAUAGAAAACUGAGGAUAUACGCAGGUAGUGAUCAUCCUUUCGGUGACUUGCCUCUUGAACCAUGUGGAAUGCCACCAAUACUUGAACCAUAUGAAAUGCCACCAAGACAAGUUAGGGAAUUGCGACCGCGUGCAAGAAGGGCAAUGAUUAGGGCCGAAAAGAAAUUGGAGCUCCAAAGUCAGGGAAACACUGAUAAUAGAAAAAGCAAGAAGAAAGAGGAAGAAGCAGAAAUUAGUGGCUAAAGGAGAAGAAUACUUACUAAUAGUAUUUUUCUAUUUUGUCAAAGUUAUGCUUUGUUUUUAUGUGUUGGAAAUUUGAAGAAUAAAUUCUUGACUACUCCUAUGUUAUGUUUUGUUCCAACGUUUGAAUGGACAAAUCUGGUACACAUUGAAGUUGGA
Impatiens glandulifera is the source of this 981-nucleotide messenger RNA. Its product is annotated as 50S ribosomal protein L13. Gene Ontology annotation, molecular function: mRNA binding; structural constituent of ribosome. The transcript is spliced from 6 exons. Gene Ontology annotation, biological process: translation; negative regulation of translation. The coding region runs from base 115 to 825 and encodes 236 amino acids. The record is from RefSeq and is a predicted model, not a curated record. Lineage: Eukaryota; Viridiplantae; Streptophyta; Magnoliopsida; Ericales; Balsaminaceae. Gene Ontology annotation, cellular component: mitochondrial large ribosomal subunit; ribosome.